AUGACGGCCGUUUAUAUCUCACCGAAUAUCAACGAUAGAGAAUACCAAAAGGCCAUAGAUAAAACCUUUGAAACGGCUACCAAUAACAACGGAAGACGACUAUCCAUAAUGGCCGGAGAUAUAAACGCGAAAUCCGCAAUAUGGGGAUCUCCUAUGUCUGAUAUAAAAGGACAAAUGGUAGAGGAGUGGUUGGCCCAAACAGGAUGGGUAGCAAUCAAUAACGGCCAUCACACCUUUGAAAGAGGUAACUCCAAAACACAUAUAGAUGUUACUCUCUGUCAUACCAGUCAUUAUAAUAAGAUCACCAACUGGUGUAUAGAAUAUGUCAAUCCCUACACACACCAUGGACAUAUUCGAUAUCAGAUAAAAACGAAAGGAGCAAUAAAAAAGACGAGCCCUAACAACAGGAAAAGGACAUACUUGAACACCGAAAAGUACGUAGAAAUACUAAAAAAAAGUAAUGGAACAUACGAGGAAAUACUGAAGGCAUAUAAAGAUGCCUCCAGUAAUAAUAACGACGCUAAUACCUCGAUGCAACCAUUCUGGUGGAAUCCUGAAAUCGAGAAUGCCAGAAACGAAUAUAAUAAAUAA
Diorhabda sublineata is the source of this 591-nucleotide messenger RNA. RefSeq lists its product as uncharacterized. Bases 1 to 591 code for a protein of 196 amino acids. NCBI's taxonomy places the organism in Eukaryota, Metazoa, Arthropoda, Insecta, Coleoptera, Chrysomelidae. The record is from RefSeq and is a predicted model, not a curated record. Gene Ontology annotation, molecular function: catalytic activity. The transcript has a single exon.